GCGGCGGACACGGAGAGAAAGCCAGAGAGGAACGGGCAGAUCGGAAUCACGUGGCGCUACGAGCUCCGCAGGAAGCUUCCGACCGCAAGAGACGCGACAUGGAAGAAAAGUGUAGCGUGCUGUUUGAUGGUCGUUGGAGGGACGAUCCUAGGUCGUCCAUCUCCCCCAGUGUUACUCCCCGCUUCAUCUCUCGAUCCUAUUCAUACCCACCUUCUGAUUGAAUAGCCCUCGUGUCCGUCCGUCCUUUUCCAGCCUCACCGUUACCUCGAUCGCUUCCCUGCGUGUUGUUCCCCGCCGUUGAAGCUCCAGUCGUUCAGUCAACAUUCUCUUUUCCCACACCCACGAUAUCGAUUUCCGA
Molecule: messenger RNA, 358 nt
Organism: Aspergillus sclerotioniger CBS 115572
Lineage: Eukaryota; Fungi; Ascomycota; Eurotiomycetes; Eurotiales; Aspergillaceae
Exons: 1
Source: RefSeq, a predicted model, not a curated record